ACCCGACUCCGGAACCUCUUCCAGCGCCCCGCCCGGGCGCCUGGCUGAGAGGGUAGAGGCCUUCCGCCACACGCGUGGCCCCGCCCCGGCCUCCACGUGACGUGGCGUGCGAAGCGCGCACGCGGGGACUCGCGCUGGAGGCGGGCUAGGGCAGAGGGGCAACCUGAGAUCGGUGGGUUGAGGAGGGCGGGGCCACGCCACAGGCCCGCCCCUGUCCUUAGCUGCCUCCGCGCGCCAAAGUCAAACCCCGACACCCGCCGGCGGGCCGCUGAGUUCACUAGCGGACCGGGCAGGUCGGGAUCUGCCUCGGCUGCGCCGCGAGCUCCAGUGCGCGCACCUGUGGCCGCCUCCCAGCCCUCUCUGCUGGACGCGCUCUGGGCCGCCACAAGACUAAGGAAUGGCCACCCCGCCCAAGAGAAGCUGCCCGUCUCUCUCAGCCAGCUCUGAGGGGACCCGCAUCAAGAAAAUCUCCAUCGAAGGGAACAUCGCUGCAGGGAAGUCAACAUUUGUGAAUAUCCUUAAACAAGUGUGUGAAGAUUGGGAAGUGGUUCCUGAACCUGUUGCCAGAUGGUGCAAUGUUCAGAGUACUCAAGAUGAAUUUGAGGAACUUACAACGUCUCAGAAAAAUGGUGGGAAUGUUCUUCAGAUGAUGUAUGAGAAACCUGAACGAUGGUCUUUUACCUUCCAAACAUAUGCCUGUCUCAGUCGAAUAAGAGCUCAGCUUGCCUCUCUCAAUGGCAAGCUCAAAGAUGCAGAGAAACCUGUAUUACUUUUUGAACGAUCUGUGUAUAGUGACAGGUAUAUUUUUGCAUCUAAUUUGUAUGAAUCUGAAUGCAUGAAUGAAACAGAGUGGACAAUUUAUCAAGACUGGCAUGACUGGAUGAAUAACCAGUUUGGCCAAAGCCUUGAAUUGGAUGGAAUCAUUUAUCUUCGAGCCACUCCAGAGAAAUGCUUACAUAGAAUAUAUUUACGGGGAAGAAAUGAAGAGCAAGGCAUUCCUCUUGAAUAUUUAGAGAAGCUUCAUUAUAAACACGAAAGCUGGCUCCUGCAUAGGACACUGAAAACCGACUUCGAUUAUCUUCAAGAGGUGCCUAUCUUAAUACUGGAUGUUAAUGAAGACUUUAAAGACAAACAUGAAAGUCUGGUUGAAAAGUCUUGCUGCGUCGCCUGGGCUGGAGUGCAGUGGCACAAUCUUGGCUCACUGCCAUCUCCUUCUCCCAGGUUUAACCAAUUCUGCCUCAGACUCCCAAGUCAAAGAAUUUUUGAGUACUUUGUGAUCUUGCUGAAGACUACAGGCAGCCAAAUGGUUUCAGAUACUUCAGCUUUGUGUAUCUUCGUAGCUUCAUAUUAAUACAAGUUUCUUUAGAAGACCCAAGUUUUUAACCAUUUUUGUUCUAAGGAAAAAAAAAGAUUUUUAAACGAAUCUUAUGUGAAACUUUUUGACCAGUUUUCUUUUCUUUCUUUUUUUUUUAAAAAAGACAUUUAAAGACAAAGACAUUAUUUCUCAUAGCAGGAAGUGUAGAGGUAGAUGGUUCCAGAAUCAGUAUAGUGGCUAAACUACAUUAGAAAAGAUCCAGCUUCCGUCUUUCCCCUCUUUUGUCGUCCUCAGCAGGUUGGCUUUUUCCCCUGGUGCCUCUCACCUCAUUGGUGACCAGUUUCUUAACUGAACGCUUUAAAGUUACAUAGUAAAUGGUAGUGUGUCCUGUGUAAAUUAGUAUACCUAUUAAAAGUUGCAAAGUAGAAUUAAAGGAAUUCCUAGAAUAAGGAUUCUAAAGUUUUAUUUUAAAUGAUUAUCUUCUUAACAGUUUAGUCCUACCUCUUACUUCCUGCCUCAGUCUGCUUUCUCUACUGUCUGGAUUAAUUAGGCAGCCUGCUAUAAAGUUAAAGUCACACAUUUCUAUUUUGCAAACAUUGUGAUUACUCUUUGCUUUGUACUUUGCUUUGCUUUGUAGGCUUCUGCUUUAAGUUUUUCUCUUUUUCAGACAAAUUACUGAUAAAAAUGAUAUUGCUGUAUAUGUAAUAUAUUCUGAAAGCAUUAUUUUUUGUUGAAUAGAAAAUAAAAUUAAUGAAGACAGAGGCUAGAAAGCAUCCAUUAGUUAAUGAGACACACUUAAUUACUUAUCUCUAAACCAUCUAUGUGAAUAUUUGUAAAAAUAAUGCAUGGAUUCAUCUUAGUUCUGUAUAUAAAUAUAUUUUCUUUCUAGUUUGUUUAGUUAAGGUAUGCAGUGUUUUUCCUGUGUAUUAAACCUUUCCAUUUUGCAUUUUAGAAAAUUUUAUGUAUUUUAAAAUAAGGGGAAGAGUAACUUUCAUUUUGAAACUAUUAUUUUUCUUUCCAAAGUGUCAUUUUUGUUUUUUGUUUCUUAUUCGAAGAUGAUAAUUUAUUGGAUUAACCAGUCCAGAUGCACUGAUCUUUGCAAAGGGGACUUAAUUUCAAAUCUGUAAUUACCAUAUAUAAACUGUCUCAUUAUACAUACACAUUUUUUUUGGUUUGUUUUGGUUUGGUAUAAAUGAAUUCGUUUACUUAAUUAAAUAUUUCUUAACUAUAAACCUCAUGAACUACAGCGGAGCUACACUCAUUGAAAUGUAAUUUCAAUUCUAAAAAGAUGUAACAAUCUUUUUAGAGUUAAAAUUUAUUCUACUUUUAAAUAAAAAAUUAUGAAUAUUAAAGGUGAAAAUUAUAUAAAUUACUUUGAUUCCAUUUUAAGUGGAGACAUAGUUCAGUAAUUUUUAGUAACCUUUAAAAAUGUAUAAUGACUUUUAAAAUUUGUAGAAUUGAAAAGAUGCUAAUAAAAAUUCAUUACUUACUUGUCAUGACUCAAAAA
Molecule: messenger RNA, 2822 nt
Organism: Mandrillus leucophaeus (drill)
Lineage: Eukaryota; Metazoa; Chordata; Mammalia; Primates; Cercopithecidae
Gene: DCK
Product: deoxycytidine kinase
Exons: 8
Coding region: 398-1351 (317 amino acids)
Biological process (GO): nucleobase-containing compound metabolic process
Cellular component (GO): mitochondrion; cytoplasm
Molecular function (GO): deoxycytidine kinase activity; ATP binding
Source: RefSeq, a predicted model, not a curated record